GCCUCCACCUCCUGUGGGCAGAGCCAUCAGCGGGUGGGCUGCACUGACGGGGAGGGCAUGGCACUGCUGGCGCUACGCGUCUUGGGCUGCAAAGCCAGUUCGGUGCUCGGUGCAGCGGCUACCUGGACGUGCGCGGCAGGCAGAGCAGGCCGGAAAGCAACAGAGUGUGGCGGGGCCUGUAGCUUCAGCAGCUCCGUGGUGGCCAUGGCCCCGAUCAAGGUGGGAGACGCCAUCCCCUCAGUGGAGGUUUUUGAAGGGGAGCCCGGAAAGAAGGUGAACCUGGCAGAGCUGUUCAAGGGCAAGAAAGGCGUGCUGUUUGGAGUCCCUGGGGCGUUUACGCCCGGCUGUUCUAAGACCCACCUGCCUGGGUUUGUGGAGCAGGCUGGAGCUCUGAAGGCCAAGGGAGUACAGGUGGUGGCCUGCCUGAGUGUUAAUGAUGUCUUUGUGACGGAACAGUGGGGUAGAGCCCACCAGGCAGAAGGCAAGGUUCGGCUUCUAGCUGACCCCACUGGAGCCUUCGGGAAGGAGACAGAUUUAUUACUGGACGAUUCCUUGGUGCCUCUCUUUGGGAACCGCCGACUGAAGAGGUUCUCCAUGGUGAUAGACAAUGGCGUCGUGAAGGCUCUGAAUGUGGAGCCGGAUGGCACAGGCCUCACCUGCAGCCUGGCUCCCAACAUCCUCUCACAACUCUGAGGCCCUGACCAGAGAAAGGUUCUAUUCCCUUCCCAUCUCUCCCACCCAGUUCUGGGCUGAAAGGCCCAGCACCUCCUCACUGGGGCCACUUAAAUGGAACCUUGACCAUGUUUCCGCAAUAAACUAUCUCAUUUGUGUCUUUGCC
Acomys russatus (golden spiny mouse) is the source of this 838-nucleotide messenger RNA. RefSeq names its product peroxiredoxin 5 (gene Prdx5). The transcript has 6 exons. The coding region runs from base 58 to 693 and encodes 211 amino acids. The record is from RefSeq and is a predicted model, not a curated record. Gene Ontology annotation, biological process: cell redox homeostasis; hydrogen peroxide catabolic process; cellular response to oxidative stress. Gene Ontology annotation, molecular function: thioredoxin peroxidase activity. Gene Ontology annotation, cellular component: cytoplasm; peroxisome; mitochondrion. NCBI's taxonomy places the organism in Eukaryota, Metazoa, Chordata, Mammalia, Rodentia, Muridae.